Leishmania braziliensis MHOM/BR/75/M2904 is the source of this 5475-nucleotide messenger RNA. RefSeq lists its product as hypothetical. Gene Ontology annotation, biological process: Golgi to plasma membrane transport; exocytosis. Gene Ontology annotation, cellular component: exocyst. NCBI's taxonomy places the organism in Eukaryota, Euglenozoa, Kinetoplastea, Trypanosomatida, Trypanosomatidae. The transcript has a single exon. The record is from RefSeq and is a predicted model, not a curated record. The coding region runs from base 1 to 5475 and encodes 1824 amino acids.
AUGGAUGAGCUCUUUGGGGAGAAUGACGAUCACCGUCAACCGCCGCUCGAUCUCACGAGUCGCGCCUUUCAGCCAAAGAAGUACAUCCAGCGCGCCUUGGCCAAUGUCUCACACUCGGUGUUCGAAGGUCAGCUCAUCGACAAGGUCGGGGUUGCGGAGGCAGAAACCGGGGAGGCUCUCAAGCAGCUCAUUCGCGACAACCUCGGUGUGUUUAUCAACUCUAAGGAUGCCAUGGACGCUGUGUACAACUCUGACGCGGAGCUCUUCACCGGCGAGGCCCUCGAAGGCAUCACAACCUCUUUCAAGAAUGCGCUGAACAUCUGCGAUUCGCUCGUGCAGCCGAUUACAGAUACCUUUCUAGAGAUGCAGGAGAGUCGAAAGAGUCAGGACAUGCUGGACAAGUUCUUCAGCGUGCUCGGUGUCCCUGGUGCAAUCUACAACAGUUGCGGCGCCAAAGUAGCGCAGCGGCGACAGACGGCGGCGGGCAACUCCUCCAGCUCCUACGUUGACGAAGACGGUGCAUCGCGCGAGGGGGACACUGGAGAGAAUCUCGGCUCAAGUAGUCAAGAAGACCAGUCGAAGAAGGCGUCUCGCCGAGCUGUCAAGCGAGAUGCCUCAGGCGACUACAAUGACGACGGCGUCGAGGAAGACAACGAAGACGAGAGCGACAGCGACGAGGACAGCUCCCCUGCUGCUGCUGCUACUGCCAAGGCGCACGGCAACCUGGAGGCCCCCGCUGGCAGCACCGCUGCCGCGGACAUGUACGUACUUGGCAGCGGAGAGGAGAUCCACUUCUGGUGCGGCACCCCGCUGGUGCGCCUCAAGGACGCCGACGCAUGGCGGCAGCACGUCAAUCAUGUGUCCAACUACGAGGUGGCCGUGCUGCACCUGCGCCGCGCCAUGCUCUACCUCGAGGAGACGUACUCCCUCAUCGACGGUACGAUGCUAGCUGGAGACGAUGAGGAGCCGCCGAAGACAGUACAGGUCUCACUUGCAACAGGAGUUAACCACUCCCCGCCUGGCGGGCAAGGCAGUCCUGCAGCUGCUGUAGUGGGAGCAGCAGCGGGCUCGUCAAAGAACGUGAGCGCUGUUCGUCACAGCGUGUUUGCCUACAAGUUCUCCAUGGCCCUCCUCCGCGCCUCUCUGUACCUCUGUAGCCAGCUGGCCGAGGAGCUCAUCUACGCCAACCCGGCGGACACCGUCCUCAUCGAGGACACGCUGUCCAUGAUGAUGGACACCAGCAUCGCCUCGGUGAAGUUGCACCACUUCUGCGCUGUGCUGCAAGAGGCACUCGGCGAAGGAGACCAACAUGAACAAGUUCUGACCAAGCUGCGCACGCAGCUGUCCAGUGGUGGGACAACAGCUGAAGGUGUCACGCUGAAGGGUGGCAGCACCGCUGCUGCCGUGAGGUUAGAGGAUUCCAGCUUCCACACCACCGCGUCGCUGAGUAAACUCGGGGAUAAUUCGCUUAGCUUUUCGCCGAACAGGACCGUGCCGGAAGCUGGCACAGAUGGGGCUGUUCCAGCUUCGGCCCCCUCUGUCACUGCGCCGCGACACAGCACAACCGCCUACCAGCACCCCGCGCAGUUUUUUAUAUCGAUUGUGCAGCGCCAGCAGAGGCAUCUCUUCCACUCUAGCGCUGCUAGUCUUUUGCGGGAGUCGAGUGGGUGGCUGUGGAAGGCGCAGACGGACGCGGCGCGCGGCCUGAAGGAGCGACAGCGGCAGCAGGCGCUUCGACACAGGCAGUGCGAUGCAGCGGACGUUGGGGAAGGCACGAUGGCAGAGGUGCUGGGCGGGAACGGUGCAAGCGGCUGCGGGUUGUCAUCGAGCCCCUUCGUCGGCGCCAGUAUCGGCAGCGACGGAGGUUUCAUCGGCAACACAAACGAUUCCUUUCGCCAGGACAACUCCUUUACGUGGCUGAACGCGCGUGGCGGCGCCGGGCGCCACCAGUCGUCUGCGGUCUCGCCGACGAGCGGCGACGGUGACGAUUCGGGUUUCGCACCCAGUGGCAGUGCCACGGCACUCAGCGGCGGUAAUCCGACGGACGAAAAUCGAAGGUUUGUUGGCAUCAUCCCUGACGCCUACGUGUCGAGGGUGCUGGACGCCUUCAACACGCCGGAGUCGCCCUUCCCCACCAGUACCGAGUUUCGGGUCGGCGCCUUGGACAUGGAUGCGGCGCUUGUGUCCAGUUGCCUGCAGAUUCGUAUGCACAGCUCUUCCCUGCUCAGUCAGCUGUUCACGCGCGCUGAUGUCGAGUCAGCCGUGAUGGCGCAGUCAAGUUCUCUCAACACCUUCGCCCUGCGGUUGUGUGCCGAGUGUGUUGGGACGCUCGAGCACGUGAUCGGUUCCUACUGGGGCGGCAUCGCGACGACGCUGCACUCUGGAGUGUUCGACUUUGCCCCUGAGCCAGGCUCGCCGCUGCACGCUAUCUUGACUCAGCUCUUGGGCAACACGGGGGCCCAGGUAGUGGCAGGUACCGCUGCCGCUGCGACGAGUGGCAGCGGCAGCGGCGGCAAGAGGUUGCAGCCCUCACCAUCAACCAUCCUCACUGGCACGCACUUACGCUCGCUAAGUCACGCAGGGGAGAUGGAUGACAACGCCGACGUCUCCGAGGACGAGCCCGCCGUGACGGGCACAGCGAACCGCGGUGCGGCUGCAGGGGAUGCGCGAGGGAGAGCAGGGGGCGCCGGCGUGGCGUCCGGGUCCAUCGACCAUCUGCCGCGCAUACGCUUCGUGCCAACGUUACCGCACGUUUUCCAUCCUGCUGCAGCCGGCGUGUCCGAGACCAGCGCGGCACAGCAGCCCACUCGCCCAAAGAGCCUGCGCGACAUCUCGGUGGAGGCGGUUCAUCAUAUGAUCAGCAACGCAGCGGCCACGCUUCAGAACCUCUUCCUGGCCUUUAUAAACAGGAGCGUCAUGGAUGGCUUUGUGAGCACCCUGGCACUGUACCGAGUGAGUGACCUGCACCGCUACGGCCGUUCUGAGCGCAUCGAGCUGCAUGCGGCCAUCCUCUACGAAGUCAUCCUUGGCCAGUGGAUGCGCAUGAUGAACCUCGUCAGUGACACAAUGCUGCGGCUAAAGAUCGUCAUUGGCGACUCCAGCAGUUCUGCCAUAAUCACGACGGGGACGCAGGUGGAGGAAGUUGGUCGCCUGCUGCAGGAGCUGGAGCUGCUACGCUCCACAUCCCUACGUUGCUACCUGCACGGCAUUGGUGUCCUGAGCAAGGCAUACUUGACGGCGCUCCCGCUGUUGCAGCGGCACACCGGUACGUCACUUGACGCGCGCGUCCGCGCCCGGCUCAGUCGCGAGUCGGUCUCCUCCAACGCGGUCCACAAGCUGCUCAACGUUUUGUCGGUUGCAAUGGACCGCUGUGUCCCCUUCUUUGUGCGCGAUACGGAGGUCUUCAAUAGUAUGGACCUCUUCGCCCUCAAGUCGGAGAACCUGCGCGACGACGCCGACGAGGACGUGGUGGCGAGCGGAAGAAGCGGCGGUGGCGCCGGCGCGCGCGAUGCUGCGGCGCGUCGUCGGCGUGUGCUGCGACAGCGUUUGGGCGAUGAUGCCUCCGGCGCGGCACGGUACAGUGGGAAGGCCGCAUCCUCCGGACCGGCCGUUCUCGGGGAUGGCGCCGACACCGUCGCGGACCCUAUUUCCGAGCUCAUCGCGCAGUUCCACAGAAAGUUGGUGAUGGAGAGCCUGCAGGACCACGAGGAGCUGGUGCUCGCCCUCCUCUCGCACCUCCUGCUCGCCUUCGUUGAUAUGCUACAGCUGAAGUGCCGCACAGCCACAACAGACGUCACCCUGCACCCCGCUGAGCGCGAGCGGUGCGUCGUCGAGUGCAUGGCCGACACGCUCUGCCUCGCCACAACAUUAACGCCUAUUCUCACAGAGCACCUGCUGACGCCCUGUUUCUUCGAGGUAAUCGUGCGCCAGUUGCCGGAGCUGUGCGCGACACCAGUCGAUAUCGCCGCGAUGCUGCACAGUAAGCAGCAGCAGUAUAGUCAAGUUUACCUGUCAGUGGUGGAGGAGCACUGCCAGCUCGCUGUGGACGCCAUGAUGAACGCAUACCUGGCACUGGCUCAGCAGCCCAUCACGGACCUCGUCAGGCGACAGGGCUUUGUGCAGCCACUCUUUGACUGGCAGCGCGUCUCUCCGCAUACAACAGCAGCAGUGCGCCCGUACAUCGCCGACGCCAUCGCGUGCAUCGCUCGCGCGCAUGAUACGCUAAACGCGAUCCGGCAGCCGGUUCUCGGCAGCACCGCCACGCAGCGUCUUGUGGGACACCUUGUGCGCACCUUCCUCACCUCCUUCACCAGCGACGUGAACGUCUUCGAGCUCUCUGUGGAGUGCAGCUCCAGCUUCUUGGUGUAUGGCCUGACUCUGCUCGAGGCCGAGGCCGCCACAAUCCUGCGCGUCGUGGACGCGGUGGUGGCGCACGUGGCGGCAAACCCCACCACGAAUGAGCUGCUUUCGGAGCUGACGAUAGCGCGGGAAAAUCUAAGUACCCUCACACAGACCCUGGAGGACUACGCCACCUCCGUCAGCGAGGCGAUCGUCGCCGCACGCAGCAGCGAGGGAGGUGGCGCGAGCGGUGCGGACAUCACCCUCACACUGCUGUCACGCGACAAGCGACACGAGCGGCGCGACGGAAUGGUGCAGGCAGCGAUGCGCACACUGGACUACAUGUUAGAGGCUAUCAACACGGAGCUAGAAGAGUCGUCGCUGUCAAGCGCAGCACUGCUGCAGCUACGCAGCGCGGCGGCAGCAACAACCGAGGGAGACGGUGCUGCGGGCGUUGGCUUGCGCAGCAACGUGGCAGAGCGCAUCGUACUGCGCAUUGAGCGGCGCAAGGAGGGGUACGAACUCCGCCGCGCUCGCGCUGCCGCGGCAGUACAAGACGAGCUCCAGCGGCAGGAUAUUAAGAAGCGGGCGGCUGAGCAGCAGAGUCAACAGAAGAAGGCGGCGGUGGCUUCCGCUUUGCUUGAGGGCAACACCGGCCCUGCCGACGGCUCAGACAACGGCGCUAGCUUGCUUGGUCGACGCCGAUUGCCGCCCACCUCACUCGGCCCCGGCGAUGACAAGAACGGCGAUGUGGACAGCGGUGAGCACCUCACCCCACGCACCGUGCAGGAGAGCGAGAGAGCGUCAUUGAAAGCGGCAGAGGCGGCUGGCAAUGUAUUCCGGCUUGCCCAGGACCAGCAGGAGAAACGCCGAGUGCGGCGCCUGAGGAAAACCAGCACGGACGACGGUGGAAGCACAGACGAGGCUGUGGCAGCCGUCGAGGUGAGCGCCGGAGCAGCGAAGGUGAGACCCACACCUGCAGCAGUACCGCUGUCCCUUUCUGUGCCGCUUGCAGGCUCUGAGGUUGGCGGCAAAGAUGACGACGGCGGUAAGGGGGCUGAAGCCGUAACCACGCGUAAUCGGGUGUCCCGGCAUGAGAGGCGUGCCAAUCGCUUCCGGCGCACCAACGCUCUUUGA